GUGCGUUCAGUUGCAGUUGGCGCUUCGUUCGAUGCGGAUCGCAGCAGUCGCGAGUUCCAGUGAAUUAUCUCUUGAAGUUAUCAAAUCUAAAUCCGAACAGAAGAUGUCCACAUCUCAGGCUGUUGAUGAGGACUCCAGCAAUAAGUCAACCAUUUGCACAUUGGACUCGAGUGUGCCAAAGCUCGGGAAUGGCAGUGGCAGUGGCAUGAAUAAUAACAAUAGUGCUCGGUCUAGCCGCAGCUCCACGGGCACAGACUCCACAUGCCUGGAGGAGCAACGCUUUGGCUGGCUACGAUUCCGUCCGCAGUGGCUGCAGUGCUUCUGCACCGCCAAGUGGGCGCUCUUCUGGCUCUGCUGGGGCGGCGCUUUGCAGGGUCUGAUUGUGAAUGGUUUCGUGAACGUGAACAUCUCGACCAUCGAGCGACGGUUUGGCCUACGUUCGCGCCAGACUGGUCUGGUGGCCAGUGGCUACGAUCUGGCGUCGUUCGUGUGUCUGGUGCCCGUGACGUACUACGGCGGGCGGAAGGGCGCAUCGAAGCCGUGCUUCAUUGCCAUUGGGCUGCUGCUGAUGGGACUCGGUUCGUUGAUCUUCUCGCUGCCGCACUUUCUGGUCGGUAGCUAUCGGGCGACCAUAGCCGAGGCGAAUCUGUGCGAAAGGGAUGGCCAGGCGAAUCAGACGAUGCUGGGAUGCGGCGCUGGCUUGGAAGAGGAGGCAGUUGAGCUGGAGCUGGGCGAGAGUUUGACUUGGACGGUUUGGCUGUUCUUUGCGGCGCAACUUUUGCAUGGAGCCGGCGCCUCGCCGCUCUUUACGCUGGGCGUAACCUAUCUGGAUGAGAAUGUAUCCACAAAGAUGUCAUCUGUUUACUUGGGUAUUUACUACACGAUGGCCAUAAUUGGUCCGGCAAUUGGCUACGUUCUGGGCGGCCAAUUGCUGCUCAUUUAUACGGAUUUCGUUACCGUGGAUGCAGCUGACUUGAGCCUGACGAGCGAUAGCAAGGUGUGGAUCGGUGCCUGGUGGAUUGGCUUUGUGUUUGCGGCCGUGGUCUGUGUGCUCAUCGCCAUACCGAUCUUUGGCUAUCCGAAGUCUCUGCCUGGCGCUGAGAAGCUGCAGCUGGCCAAGGUCUCGGAGGCGCACACAAAGAAAACGGCCCAGGCCAAGGCGGCUGGGGCGGAGGUGGGGCAAGUGACGGGUAAGGCGGAGACGGAGCCACGCCGACGCUUCGGCGAGCUGCCACACGCAGUGUUGACGCUGUUCAGGAAUCCCACGUUCUUCUUCCUCAACUUGGCGGGCGCCACGGAGGGUCUGGUCAUAGCGGGCUUUGCCGCGUUUCUGCCCAAGCAAAUCGAGAAUCAAUUUGGUAUUUCGCCCGUGAUCUCGGCCCUGGUGAUGGGGCUCAUCACGGUGCCCGCUGGCGGGGGCGGCACCUUCCUGGGCGGCUACCUGGUGAAGAAGCUGAACCUGGCCUGUGGCGGCAUCAUCAAGAUGUGCCUGCUGGCCACGCUGGUGGCCACCGUGUUCACCAGCUGCUUCCUGGUCACCUGCCCCAAUGCGGCAUUUGCGGGCGUCACUGCGGCCUACGACGACAAGCAGAUGGGGCUGCCCCUGACCCUGGAGGCGAGCUGCAAUGCCAACUGCGGCUGCAGUCGCAGCAAUUAUGAUCCCAUCUGUGGGGCCAAUGGCGUCAUGUACUACAGUCCCUGCUUCGCGGGCUGCGGCCAGGAGGAGCAGCAGGAGACCUUGAAGAGCUACAGCAACUGCAGCUGCAUUGACCAAAGUGCCGAGGCGACCAAUGUCAUGUGCGAGUCCAGCUGCAAGAGUUUGCCCUACUUUGUGGCGCUCUGCUUUGUGCUGAUGCUCUUCACCUUCCUGGCCACGAUGCCGGCACUCUCCGCCACGCUGAGAUGCGUGCAGGAUGAGCAGCGUUCGUUUGCCUUGGGUCUGCAAUGGAUCAAGGUUCGCUUGAUGGGCACCAUUCCAGCUCCGCUAAUCUUUGGCGCACUCAUUGACGAAUCCUGUGUGCUCUGGCACGAGUCCUGCGAUGCUCAAGCAGGCGGCGCUUGUCUGGUCUACGAUAAUUUCUACAUAAGUCGUUACAUGUGGCUCCUCGCUUUGGUGGGCAAACUCUGCUCCGUUUUGUUCUUCUUAGGCGCCUGGUGGUUCUAUAAGCCUCCUAGCGAGCCUUCAAAUGCCAAAAAAGAAAACCAAUCAGAAAUUUAAUCUUAAGAAAACAAAUUAUCGCUAGUAAGCUAAGUAAUUCACUGCCAUUUUUCAACUUCACUUUUUAAUAAUUCAUUGAAAAUCAAAAAUAAUACAAAAUUAAAAAUUAAUAACCUCAGCUCUAAAAAUUGUACUGGUCUCAUUAACAUUUAUAAGCGCUAUUAAUGUCUAUUUUAAUCAACAUCAUGAAAUAAGUAUUACAUAAGGAAAUCAUGUAUUUUAAUAUUAAAAAUGUAUUAUAAUAGAGUUUUCAUAGUAUUCAAAUUCAAAUUCUUUAACAUUUUCCGCCCAACUUAACAUUAACUGCAGUUAAGUCAGCUGUGAAAGCAUUUUGCGCCACAUGAAGUUGGCUGCUCAUGGUUAACAGCGCUGUUAAAAGCCUGCCAUCUGGUCGUGUUAUGCUUGGCACAUCGUCUGGCAGCACUGGUCGCAUUGUUAUUUAAUUUGUUGUUGGAUUUCAUACGGUACGGUUGUGUUUCGCGCUGUUUUUACUAUUCAUAAAUAUGCCAACUUGACGCAUUUACUGUGUUUUUAAAACAACAAAAAACAGCACGCGGAGCAUUGAAUGUAUAUACAAGAGUGGCAGCUAUUAAG
Drosophila mojavensis is the source of this 2812-nucleotide messenger RNA. It is a transcript of the gene Oatp26F, whose product is annotated as solute carrier organic anion transporter family member 4A1. The transcript has 7 exons. Gene Ontology annotation, molecular function: protein binding. NCBI's taxonomy places the organism in Eukaryota, Metazoa, Arthropoda, Insecta, Diptera, Drosophilidae. Gene Ontology annotation, biological process: sodium-independent organic anion transport; transmembrane transport. Gene Ontology annotation, cellular component: membrane. Bases 32 to 2218 code for a protein of 728 amino acids. The record is from RefSeq and is a predicted model, not a curated record.